This is a messenger RNA of Enterobius vermicularis (human pinworm), 1035 nucleotides long. The record is from the annotation of a GenBank genome assembly. NCBI's taxonomy places the organism in Eukaryota, Metazoa, Nematoda, Chromadorea, Rhabditida, Oxyuridae.
AUGUAUCUGCCAGUUCUCUGUAUUCUUGUUUUUCCAGUAUUCUUUACGGUUUAUGGUCAAGAUGACCUUCCAAAUUUAGUGGCUGUGGUGUGGACAAAUGGUGAGAGAAAUCCCACGUAUGUUUGCAAAAAUGAUAAAAACGUCGAAUCUACUUGGAUUCAAGGAUAUGGAGCAUUAACCAAGAAAGGAAUGAGUCAACACGCUGCAAUAGGUGAUACCAUUUAUAAAAGUUAUUUGCCCAAAAAUGCCAAAUAUCAUAGCAAUUCGGUCUAUUUCCGUUCCUCAGACGACUCAGCAGCGAUUGCCAGUGCUUAUGCUAACCUAAUUGGCAUCUAUUAUAGAAGAUCUCAUCAGUCAGGUAAAGAUUACCCAUCUGUGACAGGCUGGCCACAAGAUUUUGUACCAGUUCCAGUACACGGAGCCGAACCAACUACUGACUAUGAACUUAAUGGUGGCUCAAAUUGUAAACUUUAUCAAAGUGUUGUGGACAAAAUUGUACAAUCUGAUGAAUACGCUAAUUUUACCGUAAAAAACAACGCGACGAUAACGGACAUAUCAGAUGUUUGCGGUGAUGAAAUUACGCCGUUUGAUUUAUGGAAAUUAGAAGAAGCAUCAAAUGCAGAAAACAGUAUGAAUCGAACAAAUUUGUUUACACCUGAACAGCAGAAGAUGAUACAUGAUAUGUACGUUGAUUUUGAAGCUAUUAAAUAUAAAGUUGAUCAGUGGAAAUUGGAGAUGGCCAGUGCAAGAGGUGGUAAUCUGUUAUGGCAUAUUGUACAAAAUAUGAUUACAAAGAGCAACUGCACAAAAGAUAACUGGCCACUUGGUCAUAUCUGCCACUGGAUGAACCCACUAAGACUUUAUGCGUAUUCGACGGAUAUGGUUAUGGCUCGAUCAUUGGUAGCAAAUUUUGAUGACAAAACAAUCUAUAAUACAACCUUUAGCAGCAGUAAUCCAUUCGUUUUGGCAUUUGCACUGUUUAACAACAGCGGACGUUGGGAAUUUGAAGUUGUUCGGGAAGCCGCUGCAGACUAG